AUGAUGCCAUUGCACGGAACGUUUGCAUCUCCGUGGUUUGAAGGACCCACUUCAUCAGAUGUGGAGGCAGAAUUCCAUGUGCCAGCAUGCUAUAACGUGCAACCUCCACCUCCAGUGCAGGCAAAACUUGGUUCAGUAUUGGAUGAGACUCUAUUCUAUAUGUUUUACUCGAUGCCAAGGGACGCGCUUCAGGAUGCAGCAGCAGUAGAGUUGUACAACCGGCAUUGGCGGUAUCACAAGGAGUUGCGAUUGUGGCUGAUGAAGGACCAGUCAUCGGAGCAGUCCAAGACGCCGACGUUUGAAAGAGGAAGCUACAUCUUUUUCGACCCUAAUAGCUGGGAGAAGGUCAAGAAGGACUUUAUCGUCAUGUACGACGCACUGGAGGAGCGCCGUCAGGUGUCUGGUAUGGCGCCCAACGGAAACAAUGCAGCGAAUCUACAUGGAGCAGGAGGAGCAGCAGUAGGAGGAGGAGGGCCAUUGUCGAAUGCUGGCAAUUUGGCUAAUGGUUUGGAGGGCGGUAGCCAUACUGGGCUGUUGAGCAGUCUGAACUUGACGGCGACACCAGGACCCACCUCUGCUCAGUCUCAUUUGAAGCAGGGAAUCCAUGCGUUCCAACAGCAACAGCAGGCGCAGGCACAGCAACAGCAGGCGCAGCAACAACGACAGCAACAACAGCAGCAGCAGGCGCAACAAAAGUCUCUUCAGAUGAUGAACAUGGCAUCUGGAGGGCAUGGACCAUUUGCUCCGAUCAACGGUAGCAAAUAA
This is a messenger RNA of Linnemannia hyalina, 765 nucleotides long. NCBI's taxonomy places the organism in Eukaryota, Fungi, Mortierellomycota, Mortierellomycetes, Mortierellales, Mortierellaceae. The record is from the annotation of a GenBank genome assembly.